Protopolystoma xenopodis is the source of this 822-nucleotide messenger RNA. The record is from the annotation of a GenBank genome assembly. Lineage: Eukaryota; Metazoa; Platyhelminthes; Monogenea; Polystomatidea; Polystomatidae.
AUGUUUUUGGAGAAGAUCUAUGUGUUCCUGUGGUUUUGGCACUUUCUUGUUGGCAUCAUUACUUUGAUCAGUUUCGUAACAUGGUUUUUGCGAAUGGGCUUCAGUCAACGACGAGUCCAGUUCGUCCGGAAGUAUCUCAAAAUCAUGUCAGUCAUGCGCGAGACGGAUAAGGCAGCAACUCGUCGCUUUGUGGAGCAUUAUCUUCGACCAGAUGGCGUCUUCCUGCUUCAUCUAAUCGCCAUUAAUGUUGGCGAUCUGAUGGCCGGUGAUUUGGCCUGCGAAUUAUGGCACAUCUACCGACACAAGAGGCUUCAGGACAUGGAGGAGGAGGCGAAGUUUCACCUGGAGGCAGCCGCGGCAGCAGCCGCGGUCGCCUCGACCACGACAGGUCCGUCGAGUGGUGGCAACAUCAGUCCCAUCGGUCGACUGACAGCCUCUUCUCCGCCAGCCCCUCCGCCGCCGUCGCAGCAGUCCUUGCAACUGCCGCCCACCUCGGCGGGACUCGGACUUGGGCCUUGUCUAGGAGGUGAAUUCAACCUGGCUGAUUCAUCGGCCGGCUUGAGCCUCCUCGGAAAUGGCCUAAGCUCCACUGCUCCCGGCGUGAUCGGGACAGCAGGCCUGCCAGGGACCCGGGGUACAGGAGGCGCAGGACUGGGGAAUGUGCUCACCGACCCGACCGGCGUAGGGGGCGGUGGCAACGCGGGAAGCAGCGACAAGGGCUUGAGUGUAUCCGGUGCUUCUUGCCUCCAAGUGGGUCUGUCCGGAUUGAAUCACAAUAAUGGCAUCAACGGAAGCAACAAUAAUGAUGACAGUAUUGUGUGA